ACACAAAAGACACUACUUAGUAAAAGAUGUAACGUAAGCAUAGUCUGAAUUUUUUUUUCUAAACUCUGAGAGCAACGGAGAGAAAAUAAAAGGAAGAGGUUGCGUUGUGUGUCCCUGUAGUGUGUUUGCAAUUAACCCUGCACUGAGUCAGAAUCUUUGUGGGAACGAGUCAGCGAGUCGAGUUGCCAUCACAUGGACCCUCUGGAAGCAGUGGUUGCCCAAAUCCAAGGGCUAUCAAGCACCGCCAGCGACAUCGCUCGUCUUUCCAUCAUAUUGAAGCAAAACGAUGACUCGCUCCGCACUGAGUCGACUCGGUUGCCCCCCCUUCUCUCCCAGCUUGACCCCUCAAUCCACUCUCUCGGUUUUCUCUAUAUCCUAGAAGCGUCCACGGCUAGUUACGUUUCGAAACAGCAAGCUGAGACAGUAGUUCCGAUCAUUAACAAAUUUAUUGCUGCUUGCAAUGCCGAGCAGAUUCGGUGGGCGCCUGAUAAAUUUAUAUCUGUAUGUAAGAGGUUGAAGGACCAAGUGAUGCUGCUGGAUGCUCCCAUUCGGGGUGUGGCUCCUUUGUUGACUGCUCUUCGGAAACUUCAAGUCUCUAAAGAACACUUGACUCCCCUACAUGCAGAGUUUCUUCUGCUUUGCUUGUUGGCAAAGUGCUACAAAACUGGUCUAUCCAUAUUGGACGAUGACAUUUUCGAAGUAGACCAACCGAGAGACCUUUUUCUCUACUGUUAUUAUGGAGGCAUGAUAUGCAUUGGGAUGAAGCGCUUUCAGAAUGCAUUGGACCUUCUGCAUAAUGUUGUAUCUGCUCCCAUGUCUACCAUAAAUGCUGUAGCUGUUGAAGCUUACAAAAAGUAUGUAUUGGUUUCUCUCAUUCGUCAUGGGCAGUUCUCUACCAGUCUUCCUAAGUAUUCUUCUUCAGUUGCUCAAAGGAACCUAAAGAACUUUUGUCAGCCUUACAUUGAAUUGGCAAAUAGUUAUAGCACUGGAAAAAUUGCAGAAUUAGAGGCAUACGUCAAGACAAAUGCAGAAAAGUUUGAUUCUGACAACAACCUUGGACUGGUUAAGCAGGUUGUAUCAUCCAUGUAUAAGCGGAAUAUACAGAGAUUGACCCAGACAUACUUGACCCUUUCUCUCCAAGAUAUAGCUGACAGGGUGCAGUUAAAUAGCCCCAAGGAAGCUGAAAUGCAUGUGCUACAAAUGAUUGAGGAUGGUGAGAUACAUGCAACGAUCAACCAGAAGGAUGGAAUGGUGAGAUUCUUGGAGGAUCCUGAACAAUAUAAAACCUGUGAGAUGAUUGAGCAUAUUGAUUCGUCAAUCCAGAGAAUAAUGGGACUAUCAAGGAAACUAACUGCAAUGGAUGAACAAAUUUCAUGUGAUCAGUUGUACUUGUCUAAGGCCGGUAGAGAGAGACAGAGAUAUGACUUUGACGACUUUGAUGUUCCAACAAAAUUCAACAUUUAAGGCUAGGCCACCUGUUCAUAAAAGAUUAUAUGGUGCUGAUGAAUAUCUGAUCCAUUAAGCCUUUUCCUUUUCCCUAUUUUCCCCCCGAAUGGAAGAGAGCAUCUGAGAUUACAAACCUCUUUCGGAUGUUGAAUUUUCUUUGCUUAUAAAAUAUUUUCAGACCUUGUUAUGUCAUGAAUUAGCUCGGAGGCUGUUGAAUUUGUCUUUACUUAUCAACUAUUUACAAACUUUAAUGCAUCUUUUGCACAUUUGUACAUGCUCAGUUGGCCAAGCAUAAUGCAGUAAUAUGUUG
Gastrolobium bilobum is the source of this 1756-nucleotide messenger RNA. RefSeq names its product COP9 signalosome complex subunit 3. Gene Ontology annotation, cellular component: COP9 signalosome. Bases 193 to 1464 code for a protein of 423 amino acids. Lineage: Eukaryota; Viridiplantae; Streptophyta; Magnoliopsida; Fabales; Fabaceae. The transcript has 11 exons. Gene Ontology annotation, biological process: ubiquitin-dependent protein catabolic process. The record is from RefSeq and is a predicted model, not a curated record.